Molecule: messenger RNA, 983 nt
Organism: Punctularia strigosozonata HHB-11173 SS5
Lineage: Eukaryota; Fungi; Basidiomycota; Agaricomycetes; Corticiales; Punctulariaceae
Exons: 5
Coding region: 1-876 (291 amino acids)
Molecular function (GO): hydrolase activity
Source: RefSeq, a predicted model, not a curated record
AUGGCGUCCGAAAUCAUUCCCUCAUACCCUGCUGCAGGUAGCCUUGAAGGUACACCCAGAGGCAGCCAGACGAAAGUUGGCCCCCUGGACACCUACGUUGCUCAGCCACCUGUUCAGAAGGAUAAUUCUUCUGCAGUCGUCGUUUUCUACGACGAGUUCGGCUUCAAGAUUCCGAACGCGAAGCUCAUAUCCGAUCUGCUCGCCGAGAAGACCGGCUUGACCGUAUAUUGCCCUGACAUCUUCGCAGGCGACGGCGUCUCCCCGGAGGACCACAGCGUCAUCGCAAUCAAGGACCAACGUAACAUUAUCAAGAAGUUGUCAGAAAGCCUUGAGCAUCAUCCGAAGGCACAUACCGCCCAGAUACUGGAGUUCCUGACAGCCCUCAAACGCGAGCACAGCCAACUUGCCGCGGUCGGAUAUGGCUGUGGCGCGAAGCACGCCGUCCACUUUAUCAGCAGCCAAACUGUGCAGUUCAAAGCGGCGGUCGUAUGCCACCCCUCGCACGUCUCGUUCGACGACAUCACGCAGAUUACGGAGGCAGUUUCAUUCGUCUGGGCCGAGCACGAUCACGUAUUCGACAAGACCGCCCGGGAGAGUGUGAACCAGUUCCUUGUCAUCGACCAGCAGAUGAACAACGCCGGCGGAUACACCCGAGACAAUUUCAACGCGAUGGUUUCGAGCAUGGCGCCGCAGGGACCGCGACCACCGGUGGCGCUCAGCAAGGGCUUUGAGGCGCAGCUCGUCGUGUACCCGGGCACCGUGCACGGCUUCGCGAUCCGGCCGGACCUGCGCGACCCCGAGACACGCAAGGCGUUCGACGGCGCGCUCGACCAGGCCGCCGCGUUCGUCACGAAGCACCUCCAAGUCAAGCAUUGAAUCGCCGAGGCCUCCCCGGAAGCGCGGAGGUGCAUCAUUUUGGGCAGAGGAGAGGGGCCGUUCCUGCUUUUGGGUCGUUGGGACGGCAAGGCGCCGUUCGUGGAUCC